Molecule: messenger RNA, 219 nt
Organism: Angiostrongylus costaricensis
Lineage: Eukaryota; Metazoa; Nematoda; Chromadorea; Rhabditida; Metastrongylidae
Source: the annotation of a GenBank genome assembly
AUGGGAUUUGUGGAAAGUUCGGCAACCGGUUGUCGUCAUGGGCGGCGGCAGCUGCACGGGCGGGAAACUGCAGCGGUGCGUCGUCUGCGUCCCUUUCAGCCACCCAAUCAGCCAGCCGACAAUUCCUCGCCUACUCACACAAUGGCAAGUGCGGCUGGUUUGAAGAAUGCAGAACGAGAACGUCUCUCGCUCAGGACGGAAGUGCAAGUUGUUCAAUAA